Messenger RNA from Mucor velutinosus, 846 nucleotides. RefSeq names its product DNA ligase (ATP) (gene LIG4). Lineage: Eukaryota; Fungi; Mucoromycota; Mucoromycetes; Mucorales; Mucoraceae. Gene Ontology annotation, biological process: carbohydrate metabolic process. The transcript is spliced from 6 exons. Gene Ontology annotation, molecular function: glucose-6-phosphate 1-epimerase activity; carbohydrate binding. The record is from RefSeq and is a predicted model, not a curated record. Bases 1 to 846 code for a protein of 281 amino acids. Gene Ontology annotation, cellular component: cytoplasm.
AUGCCUGCUCAUGAAAACAACAAGGUUGUCCUGCUUGAACAUCCCUCUGGCUCAAAGGCAGAGGUCGCUCUCUUUGGUGCCACGCUUACUAGCUGGGUUGUUGAUGGCGUAGAACGCAUCUUUGUCAGUAAGCAAGCCAAACGUGAUGGUAGUAAGGCAAUUCGCGGUGGCAUCCCACUAUGUUUCCCUAUCUUUGGUACCAAGGAAAAGAUUGCUCUUCCCCAACAUGGCUUUGCUCGUAACAAUUAUUGGGAAUACCUCGGUAUUGUGAACGAUAAUGACGAGGUGUCAGUUCGUUUUGGAUUGAAGGAUACUCAAAUCCCUCAAGAAGCCAGAAGUGCUUGGGCUCAUUCCUUCCGUUUGACUUAUACUGUUAGCUUGACCGCCAAGUCCAUCAAGACAUUUAUCAAUUUGAAAAACGAAGACGAAGAUACCUUUGAAUUCAACUUGCUCCUUCAUACAUAUUUCAGUGUUCCUGAUGUUACAAAGGCUGCCGUUGAGGGUUUGACAUCUUGCGAAUACAUUGACAAGGUACAAAACGCCGCAAAGUUCACAGAAAAGAAUGACAAGGUCACCAUCAGUGGAGAGGUUGAUAGAAUCUAUAAAAAGGUACAAGACAAGAUUCGACUUGAAGUUGGUAACGGCUCUUCCAUCCAAAUCGAAAAGUCAAAUUUGAAGGAUACAGUUGUUUGGAACCCCUGGAUCGAAAAGGCCAAGGGCAUGGGAGAUUUUGGAGAUGAAGAAUACAAGAACAUGAUCUGUGUAGAAGUUGGUAGUGUAGCAGAUUGGGUUGCUUUGGGUGGUGGUCAGAGUUGGACCGCUGGUCAAACAUUGACUAUUCUUUAA